GGGGGCGGGGGCGGGGGCAGUCGGCGCGGUGCCGCUGCCGGUGCCGCUGCGCGCUCGGCUCGGCUCGGCUCGGCUCGGCUCGGCUCGGCCCGGCCCGGCCCGGCCAUGACCUCCCGCAGGUGGUUUCAUCCCAACAUCAGUGGAAUUGAGGCAGAGAAGCUGCUCCUGACCAGGGGGGUCCAUGGCAGCUUUCUGGCUCGGCCCAGUAAGAGCAACCCAGGAGACUUCACUCUCUCUGUCAGGAGAAACGAUGAGGUGACACACAUUAAGAUCCAGAACACAGGGGAUUACUAUGACCUGUAUGGAGGGGAGAAGUUUGCCACCCUUGCAGAGCUGGUGCAGUACUACACAGAGCAGCAGGGGCUGCUGAGGGAGAAGAACAGCAAUAUCAUCGAGCUGAAAUACCCUCUGAACUGCCAGGACCCCACCUCAGAGAGGUGGUACCAUGGGCAUCUCACUGGCAAGGAGGCAGAAAAGCUCCUGACAGAGAAGGGGAAACCAGGUAGCUUUCUGGUGCGGGAGAGUCAGAGCAAACCAGGAGACUUUGUAUUAUCGGUGCUGACAAAUGAGGACAAGAUGGAGACUGGGGACCGGAAACCACACGUGACCCACGUGAUGAUCCACUACCAGCCAGAUGGGAAGUAUGAUGUGGGAGGAGGAGAGAGGUUUGACACGCUCACAGACCUGGUGGAGCACUACAAGAAAAACCCAAUGGUGGAGAAAUCUGGAGCUGUGGUUCAUCUGAAGCAGCCAUUCAAUGCCACACGCAUUAAUGCAGCCAAUAUUGAAAACAGAGUGAAGGAGCUGAACAAAAUGGCAGAUCACAGCGAGAAGGCCAAGCAAGGGUUCUGGGAAGAGUUUGAGAUGCUCCAGCAGCAAGAGUGCAAGCUCCUCUACCCCAGGAAGGAGGGACAGCGGCCAGAGAACAAGGCAAAGAAUCGCUACAAGAACAUCCUUCCCUUUGAUACCACACGGGUGGCACUCCGAGAUGUAGAUGAGAGCGUGCCUGGGUCAGACUACAUCAAUGCCAACUAUAUCAAGGGCACCCCUGAAGAUGGCAGGAACUCAGAGCACUGCAAGAUCUAUAUAGCCACCCAGGGCUGCCUGCAGACAACAGUGAAUGAUUUCUGGGCCAUGGUGUAUCAAGAGAAUAGUCAUGUCAUUGUCAUGACAACCAAGGAAGUGGAGCGGGGCAGGAACAAAUGUUUCCGUUACUGGCCAGACAAGAGCAGCACCAAGGAGUAUGGGUGCAUCUGUGUGCGAAACGUGAGUGAGCGUGAGGCCCAGGGCUACUACCUGCGAGAGCUGGAGAUCUUGCGGACAGAUAGGGAUGAGCGUCCCAGACUGGUGAAGCACUAUCAGUAUUUUAGCUGGCCAGACCAUGGGGUGCCCAAUGAACCAGGAGGGGUGUUGAGCUUUCUGGACCAAGUGAAUCGGGCACAGCGAAGCAUUCCAGACACAGGGCCGAUCAUAGUGCACUGCAGUGCUGGAAUAGGACGCACAGGCACCAUCAUAGUGAUAGAUAUUCUGGUGGAUAUUAUUCAUAGGCAAGGUUUGGACUGUGAUAUCGACAUCCCCAAAACUAUCCAGAUGGUACGCAGGCAGCGUUCGGGCAUGGUGCAGACAGAGGCACAAUACAAGUUUGUUUACAUGGCUGUUCAGCAGUACAUUGAGGCUGAACAGAAGAGAUUGGAAGAAGAACAGAGGAAUAAAAGGAAAGAGCGAGACUACUUGAAUAUCGGAUUUUCUCCUAUGGAAAAAGGCAGAGCCAAAGGGCAGCCCCCUUCACCAAAGGCCCAGUCUGUGGUUGAUGAUGAGUCAGCUUCCGUGUAUGAGAACCUUAACAUCAAAAGCCCAAAGGUUUCAGGGAUGAGUAACACAGGGCGAUAAAGGAGCCGGAGGUGAGCUGUGUUGAGUUUGUACAGGAUUUACAGUGUUUACAUCCACCCUUUCCAAGUUUUGCCACUGUGGACAAUUUUUUUUUUCCUGCCCUAUCUUGCCUUCUCCAAGCACCUUGGAUUCAGUGAGGAAGUAAGAAGUUGACUGCAUCUGAAUGAAGCAGAGCCUACGCCUUAAGAACACGCCUCGCUCCAACUUAUUCAUGAGAUGGUAUCCCGUUCUCCCCUGUAUUAGUAGGGUGAUAUUUAUGUGGAAGUGCCUCUGGACAUUCAUAGGGCAUCAAGACUCAAUUUUAAUUUUUUUUUUAAUUUAAGAUUCUUAUUUUUUACAUUGAAUUGUUAAAAGGAAUGGAAAUGAUUAUUUGCUUAAGAACGUUCCCAGGGUUGCCCACUUAGGGCAUUAGUAAAGUGUUAGUACACUUUAAUGUUUUCUUUAGGUCAAUCAUUUCUAAGCUAGAAGUAUUUUUAGACUAAAUCCUAGAGUAACUUUGCUGCCAGUGAAAGUGAGAAAUAGAGAGUAUUGCCUGGACCCAGGUAUUUGCACCUCUGAUCCUUCUCCUCCGCACACUUUCUUUUGGCUGUACCAGCUCCAGCUUUCUAUGCAACUUUUCCAAAACAUACAAGCAACUCCUGCUGCUACGGUACAGCAGACGAAUGUGCGUGCACCUGAGAGUCUGCUAGCUGCUCUGCAUGUUGGUUUCAUAGCAGAAUUGGGAGACAGAAAUGAGCAGACAUGAGUCUGAAUGUUUAGGUGGGUCUGAAAUCCCACUUAGCUGGCAGGUGCCUGAAGAGCAGGAAAGCAGCUUUGACCAUGUGCUGUGCUUAGCCGCCUCUAGCAAAUAAUACACCCUAGGAUACUAGGCUGAGCUGUUUUUGAGAUGGGCCCCUCUAAGUUUGAUGCAGCUUUGUUAUUGCCUUGCUGCAUGACCUUUUUUCUCCUGCAACUGUAUGACAAGGCAAGUACUGGGUCUGCUAAGUAGGGGUGCUGUAAGAACACUCACAAUUUGACCAGUGCCAUGAAGAUGAGUGUGUUGCUGAGUAUUCCCCUUCUCUUGAUGAUUCUUGACUUCUGACUACCAGUGCUUCCUGCUAUUCCAGCCUUCAGGCAUGCAAAUAACUCUGCCAAAGAACCCCCUUUCUGCAGGUUUCAUUGUUUUCUGAAAGUGCUCUCUGGGGGGAGCCUUGGGUCUGAGUACUGGUGUCCAUACCUCCAGAGCAUGUGGGGGCUCAUGUUAAAGUCAUUCUGGGUCUCUGGAAGUGAAUGGUCUUGCUGGCCCUCUGCAUGGUCAGGGGCAUUAGUGCCCAGAGUGCCAGCUCCUAGAGUGCUGAGCAGAAGGGAUAGAACAAAAAGCACAAUGAUAUACCUUGGCUGUAUUUCCUGGCUGGCAUUCCCAGUCAUUUGUCACAGGGACAGGAAACUGUUUAUUUUUAUUGCACUUUUAUUAAAUGUUGAACAUUC
Dromaius novaehollandiae (emu) is the source of this 3357-nucleotide messenger RNA. Its product is annotated as tyrosine-protein phosphatase non-receptor type 11-like. The record is from RefSeq and is a predicted model, not a curated record. The coding region runs from base 106 to 1890 and encodes 594 amino acids. Gene Ontology annotation, biological process: protein dephosphorylation; positive regulation of ERK1 and ERK2 cascade. The transcript has 16 exons. Gene Ontology annotation, cellular component: cytoplasm. Gene Ontology annotation, molecular function: cell adhesion molecule binding; receptor tyrosine kinase binding; non-membrane spanning protein tyrosine phosphatase activity. NCBI's taxonomy places the organism in Eukaryota, Metazoa, Chordata, Aves, Casuariiformes, Dromaiidae.